AUGAAUAUGGAUCGAAGUUGGAUGAAUCAUAAUGGUGUAAAGGAUAGACAAAAAAAGGAGUACAUAGCGGGUGUUAAUGAAUUUCUACGGUUUGCUUUUAGGGGAAUAAGUGGCGAAACAAUGUUGAAAUGUCCUUGUCUUAACUGUAGAUUGGUUAUGUCACAAACUCGUAAAAAUAUGCUAUGUCACUUGCUAGUAUAUGGCAUUGAUCGUAGUUACAACCCAUGGUUGAGUCACGGAGAAAGUGUAGAGCAAAUUGAUAAAAAUAAAGAUCAAGGGUAUGUAGCAGAGGUUUCAGAUAAUGAGAGUGAGGAUCGUCCUUUUGAUGACAUGGCUUCAUUUGUUUUCGAUGCAACAAGCGCGUGGAAUUCUAUAAACUCUACAUCAAUCAAUGAAAAUGAAAGAACCACAUAUAUAGGAUCAAGUAGUGGCACUAGUGAAACUCCUAUGUUGCUCCAAAAAUUAGUGGAGGAUAUGGAGGCUGACUUGUAUCCAGGAUGUAAAACAUUUAAGAGAUUGGAGUUUAUUAUGUCAUUGUUGCACAUUAAAGUUAGCAACAAGUGGAGUGAUAAGUCUUUUUCAAUGUUAUUGAAUGCAUUGCAUAGGGCGUUUAAUUAUGAUAACAAUUUGCCUUCAAGCUCUUAUGACGCAAAAAAAUAUACUAAAGCGCUAGGGUUAGAUUAUGUUAAGAUUGAUGCAUGCGUCAACCAUUGUGUUUUAUUUAGAAAGGAGUUUGCAAAUGAAGUUAAAUGUCCUAAGUGUUCAGCACCUCGAUGGAAGCAGGAUAUUUCUCAAGAUGAUGAGAAUUCAGACGAUGAAGAUGAGGGUGUCCAUAGAAAAACACGAGUACCUCAAUUAGUCUUGCGCCAUUUUCCACUUAUUCCAAGGCUCCAAAGGAUGUUCAUGUGCUCCAAGCUCGCAAUGCACAUGCGGUGGCAUAAUAAAGGACAUGCUGGUGAUGAUGACGACAGUAUUAUGAGACACCCAAGAGAUUCAAAAUCGUGGAAGUCUUUAGAUGAGCUAUAUCCCGAAUUUGCUGCAGAUGCACGUAAUGUACGCUUGGCUUUAGCUAGUGAUGGGUUCAAUCCCGGGGCGAACAUGAGUAGUAGAUAUAGCAUAUGGCCUGUUAUGUUAGUACCUUAUAAUUUACCUCCUUGGAUGUGCAUGAAAAGUGACAACAUGAUGUUGUCAUUAUUAAUUCCCGGCCCUAAAUCUCCUGGUAAUGACAUAGAUGUUUUUUUGCAACCUUUGAUAGAUGAGUUGAAGGAAUUAUGGGAGAGUGGGGUACAAACCUUUGAUGCCCAUAGUAAGGAGACAUUUAAUAUGCGAGCAGUGUUAAUGUGGACAAUUAGUGAUUUCCCAGCAUAUGCCAAUUUGUCUGGCUGGAGCACUAAAGGGGCGAAGGCUUGCCCUAAUUGCCACAAAGACACAAAUUCCGAAUGGUUGAAACAUGGCCACAAAUGGUGUUAUAUGUGUCAUCGUGUUUUUUUAGAACCAGAUCAUAAGUGGAGACUUAAUAAGAGGUUCUUUAAUAAGAAAGUUGAAAGGCGCGCACCACCUAAUCCAUUAUCAGGGAAUGAUGCUUUGGAGCAGCUACAUGGAUACCCUAAUGUGGAAUUUGGUAAAGAUAAUAAAGGGAAACGAAAAAGAGGGGAAAGAUAUAUUGUUCACCAGUGGAAAAAGAUUAGCGUUUUUUUUCAAUUGCCUUAUUGGAGACAUCUGUUAGUUCGACACAAUUUGGAUGUGAUGCAUGUGGAAAAAAACGUUUGUGAAAAUAUAUUAGGCACAUUGCUUGACUUACCUGGAAAGAACAAAGACUCUGUAAAUGCUCGGUUGGAUUUAGAAGCCAUGAAAAUGCACGAUGAUCUUCGACCGAAGAAAGUAAGGGACAAGUAUCAAAUACCGCGAGCCCCUUUCAACUUGACCUUACAUGAAAGGAGGAAAAUUGUCACAUUUUUAUCGAAAUUAGCAUUCCCCGAUGGUUAUUCAUCUAACAUUUCUCGAUGUGCUUCUUUGCAAGAUGGAAAAAUCAUAGGAAUGAAAACUCAUGAUUUUCAUGUUUUCAUGCAAGAUUUGCUUACCCCGACCUUUCAAGGUGUCUUAGAUGAAAAAGUUUUAGAACCUUUAAGAGAGCUUAGUUUGUUUUUUAAGCAGCUUUGCGCUAAGACCUUAAAAGUAGCCGACUUGGAACGAAUGGAAGCAAAUAUAGCAAUCACAUUAUGUAAGCUAGAACGUAUCUUUGUUCCGGCUUUCUUUGAUGUGAUGAUUCAUCUUCCCAUACACUUAGCUACAGAAGCAAAAUUGGCUGGACCUGUGCAUUAUCGCUGGAUGUAUCGAUUUGAAAGAGCAAUGCGGACAUUUAAAUCAUUUGUACGGAACAAAGCGCAUCCUGAAGGUUCAAUUGCCGAAGGGUAUAUUCAGAAGGAAUUAUUAGUAUUUUGUGCUAGAUAUCUCUCUAAGAUUGAGACACAAUUCAAUCGUUUAGAUCGAAAUGAGGAUAUGAACUAUCCACAACUUCAUAGUCUUUCGGUGUUUUAUAACACCGGCAAGACAUUGGGGAAGCCAAAUUUAAAGCAAUUGAGUAUUGAAGAUUGGAGAAAAGCUCAAUUGUAUAAUGACAUAGGCCAUCGAGAUGUUGAAUUCUGCAAGUGGUUUGAGAAUAGAAUUAUACAACUUUGGGAAGAUAAGGAUGAACGAGUUACAGAAGAAUUAUUGUGCUUGGCACGAGGGCCAAUGAAGCGUGUUGUAACUUUUGAUGGAUAUGUUAUUAAUGGGUUUAGAUUUCACACUAAAAAGCGUCAAAGACAUCGAAAAACUCAAAAUAGUGGCGUUGUUGUAUUAGGGGAUGCAGAGAGUGGAGGGAAGGACUUUUACGGGACUUUAGAUGAAGUUAUUGUUCUGGAGUAUGAUGCCUUAGAAAACCGAACAAGUCCUAAGGUGGUAUUGUUUAGGUGUAAGUGGCUUGAUGUAUUCAGCGACGAAAGAGGGAUUAAAAAGGAUAAAUUUGGGUCUACGCUUGUCAAUGUUUCUCGUACAUUGCAAACAAAUGAACCUUUUGCAUUAGCCUUUCAGAUUGAACAAGUUUUCUUUAUCUCUUCUCAUGAUGAGCGACAUUGGAAAUAUGUAAUUAAAGUUAAGCCACGUAACUUUUUUGAUUUCCCUAAUGAUGAAGACGCUGAACAAAAUGAAGAUCUAUGGAAUAUUGUGGAAGAAGGAGCAACUAACCUUGAAGAGUUCACUGCACUUAGUGAUGAGGAAAUCAAUAUGGUAAGAGAUGAUGUUGAACCAGAGUUGGUUGAUGCAGAGGUCAUCUUAGAAUGUACUAAUAACAUUGUUGACACGGAUAAUGACGAUGAGCAAGAAGAGGAAAGUGAAGAGGAUGAUGAAGACGAUCUUGAUACAAGCUCUAGCGUGCAUGAGAUAGAUGAGAAUCUUGAGGAUAUAGAAUCUGACAGCGAUAGUUCUACAGAUUCCCCUUCUUAG
Molecule: messenger RNA, 3483 nt
Organism: Chenopodium quinoa (quinoa)
Lineage: Eukaryota; Viridiplantae; Streptophyta; Magnoliopsida; Caryophyllales; Amaranthaceae
Exons: 4
Coding region: 1-3483 (1160 amino acids)
Source: RefSeq, a predicted model, not a curated record